This is a messenger RNA of Solea solea (common sole), 4177 nucleotides long. RefSeq names its product myelocytomatosis oncogene homolog (gene mych). The record is from RefSeq and is a predicted model, not a curated record. Gene Ontology annotation, biological process: positive regulation of cell population proliferation; regulation of transcription by RNA polymerase II. The transcript has 3 exons. Lineage: Eukaryota; Metazoa; Chordata; Actinopteri; Pleuronectiformes; Soleidae. Gene Ontology annotation, molecular function: protein dimerization activity; DNA-binding transcription factor activity, RNA polymerase II-specific; RNA polymerase II cis-regulatory region sequence-specific DNA binding. Bases 615 to 1736 code for a protein of 373 amino acids.
GACAGACAGACAGGCGGACAGACAGGCAGUAAGACACCCGGCUUCUCCUCACAGUCCACGUGUGUUACUGUUCUAACUUUUACCCGCCACCAUUUUCCUGGAAUCCCGUCCGCGAGCGUAUCACUCCGCCGCUUCGACUCAAGAUAGUCCCCCGACAUCGCUGUGGAAUUUAAAGUAUCCGCACCUGUUCCGGGUUUUCCCGCCUGGACUCGAUCGGAACCAUGACCGACCGUGGUCACGCAGGCGGCGGUUCCAAAAGCCGCCAGCAACCCGGUGUGUAUUUUCACGUUUUGGCGCGGUUUUGCAGCGGAAGGACACCGGCGAGUGGCGGCGGCGUAUAAACAGUGCGGCGGCGCCGGACCACACCUACUGUCUGAUAGAGGGUGCAGGACAAACACUUCCACACACACACACACACACACACACCAUGCUGCCGCGCUCCAACUUUAAUUUUACACGCAGGAAAACUCCCACGAGCCGGUUGUCGUAGCUUCGUCUCGCCCUCUGUGGACUUAACUGGAUAUUCCCGACAUUUUUUUUGUCCAUUUUUCCUCUUCUUCACUUUUGAAUCGCUCGUGUGUGAGAGGACACUUGAAGAUCUUCUGCAGUCAAACAUGUUGCAAAGCUUCGCUCAGUCGCAGGACUGGCUCUCCAACGAGCCGCUGCUCUUUGACGACGAGUUCUGCCAGAGUCUGAUGAAGGACCUGCAGUCGCUGCCGACGCCGCCGCAGUCUCCACCGAUGAAGUGCGGCCUGGGCGGCGCCAAGCCGCUGUCCAAGGAGGACCAGCUGAGCUACGUGUCGGACAUCCUGCUGGAGGACCACGACAUGCAGCUCAACUGGAACUGCGACUUCUUCCGCCACUCGGCCGCGGCGGAGAAGGAGGGCGAGCCCAGCCAGCCGUGCUCGCCGCUGGAGGAGAGCGGCGAGGACUGCCUGUGGCGCUGCCUGGUGGCAGACAAGAAUCUGGAGGAGAAGCUGGUCUCGUCUGUGCUGGGCUCCAGCCCGCUGCUGUCUGACAUUGACACCAGCAUCUUUGAGGAGAUCGCCGGGUCCACGCUGGACUGCCAGAACCUGAUGGACACGCAGGAGACCAGUGAGGCCACGUCGGACUAUGGGUCCACCGGCGGCGAGCUGUCCAACUUCUCAUCCAGUGACUCUGAAGAAGAAAUCGACGUGGUGACGGUCGUGCGCUGUCCCUCUAGCCCCUCCCCCAUGCCCUCAUUGGCUGAGCUUUCUGUGCGGCAGAAGAAGCGGGAAGAGGAGCAGCGCGCUCUACAGCGCCACCACAAUGAGAUCCAGCUGCAGCACAACUACGCGGCGCCUUGUCCGGCCUCGCCGCCGCCGUCCUCCUCGUCCCACAAGCGUUCGCGGGGCGGCGACGGCUCGCUGCGCUUCCACCACUCGUCCCGCAGCUCGUCCUCCUCGUCGUCGCGACUCCACCACCACUCCACCCGGAACUCGGCCGAGGCGGAGGAUGAGGAGGAGCGGCGGCGGACGCACAACGUGAUGGAGCGGCAGCGGCGCAACGAGCUGAAGAACUGCUUCGUGCAGCUCCGCGACAACGUUCCCGAAGUGUCGCACAACGAUAAGGCGUCCAAGGUGGUGAUCCUGAAGAAGGCCAGAGACUGCAUCUACAGCCUGGAGGACGAGUCGCACAGACUUCAGUCCCGCAGAGACAAACUGAGAGCCCGACAGGACGCGCUCAAAGCCCGGCUGCAGCAGCUCCGCAGCUAAUGCUCCUCCAACGUCUUUGUUUUUGCUUUUUGAAGAGACGAUGAGCGCGGGCUGGACCAAUGAAAGGACUGUACAAAGACAGAGGACACGGUGUCAGUGUUACGCCGAGGAAAGCGCACAAAGUUUGACAUUUCGAAGACUUGUGCGACGCUGCGUGGACAGACGGACAAACACACUCAUUGCCUCAGAGCGGAUCAUUGAGCGCCUCGACUGCUGACUGUUGUAGAACGUUUUUAAUGUUUAAAGUUGAAACAAGGACAGAGGAAGCUAGUAUUUAAUGUAAAGUUCUUUUAUUUUCCGCAGGACGCACACUGAGAAGCAAAGAUGAUGGAAUCUUUUUAUGGUCAGAGUAACUCGUAGACGCCGCCGCUGCUCAGUAGCUGAACGAAACUUGAAUGUUGUUUUUCAGGAUGUCUUCUAUUCAAUUAUAGCCAUACUAACCAGAGAUCCCUCCACUCUGACGGAUCCACCAGACGAGGCUCCUCAGUGUGCGUCUGGCCCUCAGGCUCGGACCCUCGGGGCCCAAACACCACUCAGUUAUCAGGUUCAUGUGUGUCGGUGACGGGAACCAGGUCUGGUACUGUCACCCGUAACAAGGCUUCGGCCGCUGUUCAGUUCACCUCCGAGAGACUGUGAGUGAGUGAGUGAGUGAGUGAGUGAGUGAGUGAGUGAAACCAAAGUUUCUGUUGCCAUGUAAACCACUCACUCUCCCACAUCAAAGUUGAAAUCCUUUCGUUCAGAUUUACCGCAGUGACUCAAAGUGACCACACGAGGCAGCAGUGGACCAGCAGCUCCUGGAUCCCUGUGAGCUGAAAGUGUUUGGUUUGGGAGAUUAAAAAAAAAAAGGUGAUUAACAAUCCAACAUGGUGAACAUAGGAAAAGCUCGUUCAGGUUUGAGGAGACUGAACUGCGAGUCGAGGCCGUCGUAGCAAAUUAGCCAAAGUCGUAAAAGACGUAUAAAUAAACACGAACCUCUGGAUGUUUUGAUUCUUGCAUGUCUGACGGUGACCGGGUUAUUUUUAAUUUAAAGGUUCUGAUUUGGAGGAAGCUGCAAAAAAAGCGGUGAUACUGUGACAUUUAGGCUCCACCCACACCACUGCGUCACAGCUUGAGUGUGGGCGGAGCCUCACUUUGUGUAGACCGUCUGUCUUGUUGAGUGUAAACAAAGAAGGUAAGAGGUGGAAGUUUUAGUUUUUUCUUGUUAUGGUGAGACAAACGUAAUAACCUGCUGGAAACAUGAAACAUGAAUCUGAUUCUUCAAACUUUUCUGUACGUGGUACAAUCACAUCUGUACGGAAAAGGAUUAGGACCAAAUGUAAGAAGAAAAUGACUUAUGACUUUUGAUUAUUUGUGAAAAAGAUCGUAAUUCGGAGAGAAAAUCUCAGAAUCUGACUUUUCUCUGAGUACUUUGUAAAAUCAGAAUUCUGACUUUUCUCUGAGUACUUUGUAAAAUCAGAAUUCUGAGAAAGUUGUAAAGGACUUUGUCAGAUCUUUGCUUCUUCAAUCUUAGAGUUUUUACUUUUUUCUGACAAUUGGUUAAUGUCGGAAAUCUGAGAAAGAAUUUAGACUUUAAUCUCAGAAUUCUCCGAAAAAGUUAAAAAAAAUUCUCUCUUAGAACUUAGAUUUCCUGGGGGAAAAGAAUUCUGAAUUUUAUCCCAGAAUUCUAAAGGUUUUUUUUUUUUUUUUUUUUAAAUAAUUAAGAGAAAAAAAAUUCAAAUUCUAGAAUUUUGACUUUUCUGUCUUUUUCUGACAAUUGGUUAAUGUUGGAAGUCUGAAAAAGUGGUGAGAAAUUUAAGAGUUUUGACUUUAAACUCAGAAUUUUGUCUUAUUUUUUGGCCCUAAAUCUCUUCCGUAGAUUUAAAAUGACGUAGAUCUAAAAUGACGUAGACUUAAAACCAACAUUCCCCCAUUUUAUAAAAAAAAUAAACCAUGGGCGUCCACGUUUUAUGUUUUUACUUAGUUUUUUGGAUCAAAUACGAGCUUUGAUGCCAAGUAACAUUCAAAGUGUUUUGGCUGCUGUUGACUUUGAUUGUAAAUAUGAAAUAUUUCGAUGAUUGUGCUGUUUUUACAGUGAAUGUUUGCUUGUUUGUGUCAAAUGUCUUAAAAAAAUGCACCUGUGCUUUUUUUGGUUGUUUUCCUGACUCGAGUUCUUCCGCCUUGGUUUGUACUUGAACAGUUGGUGGCGCUAACGCCGCGGCGGGUGCCGUCGUGCCUCAGAAUCUGUUUGCGACUUCUUCCUUGUUUUCCUUCGAUUCCGCCGCAGCGUCGUCGUCGUCUUCCGAAUUUCUUAACGACUAAAAAAAAAAAGGGUUUUUUUAACGACGACGCGGCGGCGGUGGCGUUUCGUUAAAACCUACCUCCACCUGGCUGCAGUCUGGCCUGUUUCUGUUUUUAAAUAUUGUACAGUUUUUGUAAAAAAAAAUAAAACUAUUUUAUGUAAA